Molecule: messenger RNA, 342 nt
Organism: Peronospora belbahrii
Lineage: Eukaryota; Oomycota; Peronosporomycetes; Peronosporales; Peronosporaceae
Source: the annotation of a GenBank genome assembly
AUGGACAUACAUGAGAUGUCAGCAAUUGGCCUGUCACUGGCACAACAGGAAGGGUUGCAGAAGCUGCUCCUUAUCUUUGGCCCUAAGGGUGUGGAGUACCUCAUUGCCCAGGGCGAAGAAGAGGUUAACAAGCGUGUUAACAUGCUUGAUGAAUAUAAUAAAGCUCUAGUCGAGCAUGUAAAGGCACAGAUGCCUUCUUCUGCGCCUACGCCCAUGGUGACUAUGGUGCAAGAAGUGGUUCGCCAACCAAAACCCAUACAAAUGGAAGUCAAUAAGUUCGACGGCAAAGAAGGUAAUAACCUUAUGCUUGGCUUCAGGCAGGUGAGUCGGCUAUGGUUAUAG